This is a messenger RNA of Mastomys coucha (southern multimammate mouse), 1810 nucleotides long. RefSeq names its product 5-hydroxytryptamine receptor 2B (gene Htr2b). Gene Ontology annotation, cellular component: dendrite; plasma membrane. The transcript has 3 exons. The record is from RefSeq and is a predicted model, not a curated record. Bases 49 to 1488 code for a protein of 479 amino acids. Lineage: Eukaryota; Metazoa; Chordata; Mammalia; Rodentia; Muridae. Gene Ontology annotation, biological process: heart development; G protein-coupled receptor signaling pathway, coupled to cyclic nucleotide second messenger; smooth muscle contraction. Gene Ontology annotation, molecular function: neurotransmitter receptor activity; G protein-coupled serotonin receptor activity.
GGCCAUGCUGACCACUGCCUGGAACUGGACUGAGUCACGGAAAAGCGAAUGGCUUCAUCUUAUCAAGUGUCUGAACAAAGCACAAUUUCUGAGCACAUUUUACAGAAAACAUGUGAUCACUUGAUGUUGACUAACCGUUCUGGAUUAAAGACAGACUCGGUAGCAGAGGAAAUGAAGCUGACUGCUGAGGACCAGGGGAACCCAGUGCACUGGGCAGCUCUCCUGAUGCUCGCGGUGAUAAUACCCACCAUUGCCGGGAACAUCCUUGUUAUUCUGGCUGUUUCACUGGAGAAAAGGCUGCAGUAUGCUACUAACUACUUUCUAAUGUCCUUGGCGGUGGCAGAUUUGCUGGUUGGAUUGUUUGUGAUGCCGAUUGCCCUCUUGACAAUCAUGUUUGAGGCUACAUGGCCCCUCCCGCUCGCCCUGUGUCCUGCCUGGUUAUUCCUCGAUGUUCUCUUUUCAACUGCCUCCAUCAUGCAUCUCUGUGCCAUUUCCCUGGACCGCUAUAUAGCCAUCAAAAAGCCAAUUCAAGCCAAUCAGUGCAACUCCCGGGCUACUGCAUUCAUCAAGAUUACAGUGGUAUGGUUAAUUUCAAUAGGCAUCGCCAUCCCAGUCCCUAUUAAAGGGAUAGAGACCGAUGUGAUUAAUGCACACAACAUCACCUGCGAGCUGACAAAGGCCCGCUUUGGCAGUUUCAUGCUUUUUGGGUCGCUAGCUGCUUUCUUUGCGCCUCUCUCGGUCAUGAUAGUCACCUACUUUCUCACCAUCCACACUUUACGGAAGAAAGCUUACUUGGUCAAAAAUAAGCCACCUCAACGCCUAACACGGUGGACUGUGUCCACAGUUUUCCUAAGGGAAGACUCAUCCUUUUCAUCACCAGAAAAGGUGGCAAUGCUGGAUGGCUCUCACAAGGAUAAAAGCCUACCUAACUCGAGCGAUGAGACACUUAUGCGAAGAAUGUCCUCAGUUGGAAAAAAAUCAGCCCAAACCAUUUCUAACGAACAGAAAGCCUCAAAGGUCCUCGGAAUUGUGUUUUCCCUCUUUCUACUCAUGUGGUGCCCCUUUUUUAUUACAAACAUAACUUUAGCUCUGUGUGAUUCCUGCAACCAGACUACUCUCAAAAUGCUCCUGGAGAUAUUUGUGUGGGUAGGCUAUGUCUCCUCGGGGGUGAAUCCUCUGGUCUAUACACUCUUCAAUAAGACGUUUCGGGAAGCAUUUGGCAGGUACAUCACCUGCAAUUACCAGGCCACAAAGUCAGUAAAAGCUCUUAGAAAGUGUUCCAGUACACUCUGUUUUGGGAAUUCAGAGGCAGAAACCUCUAAAUUUUUCACAAAACAUGGAAUUCGAAAUGGAAUCAACCCUGCCAUGUACCAGAGCCCAAUGAGGCUCCGAAGUUCAACCAUUCAGUCCUCAUCAAUUAUUCUCCUCCAUACCCUUCUCACUGAAAAUGAUGGCAACAAAGCAGAAGAGCUAGUCAGCUAUGUAUAGCGGACUGGGCGGCCCUCAUCUGACUGAGAGAGGUGAUGAGCAGGACACACUCACACCAAGGAAAAGGCAGAGUGAAAAUUGCUCUCCUGAAAGUGAGAGUGAAGCACUAACGCUGCCCAGCUUCCUUAUCUAAACAAACUCAAAGGUAAAGUAGUUCUGUAUGGCUACAAACAAAAGUGUCCCUACUCUGGUUUUCAAAUGGAAUACAAUUAAAUGAGUUGAUAAAUUUCACUCAUUAUAAACGAUGAAUGCCAAAAAAAAAUUAAGUUUCUAAUUGUGUGUAAAGUUGUGCUAAGAAAGAAAUAAAAUGAAACAAAAAAAA